GUAUUCACUCCUGAGUCUGGCUGAGCACAUUACCGGUGCUCUCUGGUUCAGUCUUCACGCCUGUUCCCUGCGGUAAGUCUGAGUAUUUUUUUCUAUUUUUCAGAUGAAGAAACUGAGGCUCAGAGAGGUUCAGGAAUGCCCCCGAGGUCACACAGCUGGUGACAAACAACUCUCAGUGCCUUCAUCAAGCCGGCUGCUUCACAGCCACAUCUCUUGUGACAGCCUGGGAAAGACUCAGUUCUAAUUAAGGAGCGUCACACACCAUCCUUUCCGGAGGACAGUGGCAAAGACAGCUUCCCUCUGUCCUGCAUUGCGACCCUUCCUUUGAGGCCCUCCCCCACGAGGGACCCUGGAGUGUCACGAAGUUUAAUUACCCCACAACCCCUUUGGAUGGGAAAGGAAAUCGCUGUUAAGGUUGAUAAAGCUUCAUCGAGAGAUGUUAUCAGCGGUUUAAAGAUUGCUAACGAAGCAGGCUACUUUAUUUCCUGAAAAGACAAAUUAUAUGCAAGAAAAACCAACCCACCACGAGUGGUCCAUGUGGCCUGUGACUAUCUCGGGGUGAUGUCAGGCAUGCCCGGGUGGCCAUCGCCCAGUGGAAGUGAAGUCGGCCGUAGCAGGCCUUGAGGCCCCCAGGCCCCCCCCCCGUUGCCUUGUGAUCAAGCCUCCGUCUCGGGGAUUUUUCUUCAAAGUUCCUCCCCAAUUCUUCGUGAUUUCCUCCGGCCCAUCGCUGGGAGGCCCCAUCAGGAAAGCAGAAAUGGCGACCACGAGGAAAAGGAUUCUCAAACUGCUCACCCUCCUCAUCCUCUUCAUCUUCCUCACCUCCUUCUUGCUGAACUACUCCAACACCAUGGUGGCCACCCCCUGGUUCCCCAAGCAGAUGGUCCUCGAGCUCUCUGAGAACGUCAAGAGGCUGAUGCGGUAUCCCCACAGGCCCUGCACCUGCGCUCGCUGCAUCGGACAGCGGGAGGUCUCGUCCUGGUUCGACGAGAGGUUCAACCGGUCCAUGCAGCCGCUGCUGACAGCGCAGAACGCACUCCUGGAGGAAGACACCUAUAACUGGUGGCUGAGGCUCCAGCGGGAGAAGCAGCCCAACAACUUGAACGACACCAUCAAGGAGCUGUUCCGAGUGGUGCCCGGAAACGUGGACCCCCUGCUGGAGAAGAGGUCGGUGGGCUGCCGGCGCUGUGCCGUUGUAGGCAACUCGGGCAACCUGAAGGAGUCCUGGUACGGGCCGCAGAUAGACAGUCACGACUUCGUGCUGAGGAUGAACAAGGCCCCCACAGCGGGGUUUGAGGCCGACGUGGGGAGUAAGACCACCCACCAUCUGGUGUACCCUGAGAGCUUCCGGGAGCUGGCGGAGAACGUCAGCAUGGUCCUGGUCCCCUUCAAGACCACCGACCUGGAGUGGGUGGUCAGCGCCACCACCACGGGCACCAUCUCCCACACCUACGUUCCUGUGCCCGCGAAGAUCCAAGUGAAAAAGGAUAAGAUCCUGAUCUACCACCCGGCCUUCAUCAAGUACGUCUUCGACACCUGGCUGCAGGGCCAUGGGCGGUACCCGUCCACCGGCAUCCUCUCGGUCAUCUUCUCCCUGCACAUCUGUGAUGAGGUGGACUUGUAUGGCUUCGGGGCAGACAGCAGAGGGAACUGGCACCAUUACUGGGAGAACAACCCGUCGGCGGGGGCUUUUCGCAAGACCGGGGUGCACGAUGGGGACUUCGAGUCCAACGUGACGGCCACCUUGGCGUCCAUCGACAAGAUCCGGAUAUUCAAGGGAAGAUGACACUGCGAAGGGUUAAGGGCUGAUGCACCAGAGCGCGCCUCUCGAGGUCCAGCCCCAGCGUCUCGCCAGGGCCGUUCCGUCCCUGGAGCUCCGAGGGCCAGCCUUGAGGGUGCGCCCAGGUGCCUCUUGCAGCCUCUUGCACCCCAACAUUUGGCAGCAUCUACUCAGCAAGGUCGCCGAGCCCUGCCAGGGCUGCAGAGCAAUCUCAGAACUGGUCUCUGGGGGGGAGAAGCUCCUUGCUGCUGUCCCAGGGCCGGGGAAGGUGGGGAGACGGACGAGGAGAGGUCCAGUCUCCAAAUGCUGAGGUCAUUUUGGCUUCUGGGAAUCAGGGGGAGCAGAUACAGAGGACGCUCAUAUUCUAAAGGAAAGGAUGGCUUCCCAGGGAAGAUGGUCCAGGGCUGACACUCACACUGAUUCUCCCUGGGCUGUUUGUGAGUGAGGAUGACCUCCAGGACAGAGCCACGUCGGGCCACGUAGGCACUGGGGGCGAGGUGACACCUUUCUUUGCACGAUGCUUGGCCUGUGUCUCACUUGGCGUGACAACCCCGUCUCCCCUUUCUUCCCAAAGCUCAUUUAUGGCGGCCAGGGGAGGCUCCCCACCCCGAAGGUCUUCACCGACACUUGGCAAGGUGUCUCCGACUCCAGGAGUUAUCUUCUUCCCAAGCUGAUGUUCCCUUGAGUAAUGGAUCUUUGUGGUUAUAACAUGGCUGAAAGCAGA
Molecule: messenger RNA, 2501 nt
Organism: Diceros bicornis minor
Lineage: Eukaryota; Metazoa; Chordata; Mammalia; Perissodactyla; Rhinocerotidae
Gene: ST3GAL1
Product: ST3 beta-galactoside alpha-2,3-sialyltransferase 1
Exons: 7
Coding region: 755-1783 (342 amino acids)
Molecular function (GO): beta-galactoside (CMP) alpha-2,3-sialyltransferase activity
Source: RefSeq, a predicted model, not a curated record